GGACAAAAAACUUGAUGACUUGUACAAUAAUGGUUCAGUAAUACUGAAUGAAAAUUAGUUAAGUCUGACAAAGCCAAGACUACUUGAGUGAGCCAAUUGUGAGAUAAAUAAAGAGGCAGAGCCUCACCAGACAACAGGAGUUACUGACAGGUGAAAGAGAAGACAAAGCCUCAAAGCCUGAGAUUAAUAGUCAGAAAAGAUUGACAGUGAGAAAGCAGAGCUUAUCUCACUUAGAGAUGCAGGAUGAAAGUGGGAAUGAAGAAGAGACAUCUGGCACUAAUGUCUCUCAUAAAUCAGCAUCAGCUGAGACUCAGCACUGAGACAGAGAUGGCA
This is a messenger RNA of Guyanagaster necrorhizus, 333 nucleotides long. RefSeq lists its product as uncharacterized. The transcript has a single exon. The annotation marks the transcript as partial. NCBI's taxonomy places the organism in Eukaryota, Fungi, Basidiomycota, Agaricomycetes, Agaricales, Physalacriaceae. The record is from RefSeq and is a predicted model, not a curated record.